UCCCCAGUUUCCAUUUAUUUAUUAUUUUUUGUUCGUACAUGCAAAAUAUUUUCAUCACUAUAUAUCUCAUCCCAACCAACCCUCCCAAUUCAUUCCCCACAACUCCCUCCGCCGCCGUAAUCAUGUCCCCCCCGCCGCCGCUAUCACUCACCUUAGCCCCGCUCCUCCUCUCCCUCUUCUUCGCCGCGCCGGUCCUAUGCUGGCGGCCCUGGCCCAACGCCACCGACUUGCUCUACGGCGGUUCCAAGAAAUACGAAGGCUCGUCGGAAUUCGUCCACCUUAAAUACCACAUGGGCCCCGUCCUCACCGCCAACAUCACCGUCUACCCAAUUUGGUACGGCACGUGGCAGAGCUCACAGAAGCGGAUAAUACGCGACUUCAUCGACUCCAUCUCCGCCGCCGACUCGAAGCCGCCGUCUGUCUCCGGCUGGUGGAAGACCGUGCGGCUUUACACCGAUCAGACCAACAACAACAUAUCGCGGACCGUCCACGUCGGCGAGCAGAAAAACGACCGUUUCUACUCCCACGGGAAGUCGCUCACACGCCUCUCCGUGCAGUCCGUGAUAAAAUCGGCGGUGACCGCGUCCACCCGGCCGCUACCGGUGAACCCGAAGAGCGGGGUGUACCUCCUGCUGACGUCAGACGACGUCUACGUUCAGGAUUUCUGCAACAAUGUCUGCGGCUUUCACUACUUCACUUUCCCUUCCAUUGUCGGGUACACGCUACCGUACGCGUGGGUGGGGAACUCGGCAAAGCUGUGCCCCGGCGUGUGCGCCUACCCCUUCGCCGUGCCGGAUUACAUCCCGGGGCUGAAGGCCGUGAAGUCUCCAAACGGCGACGUCGGGGUGGACGGGAUGAUAAGCGUGAUAGCGCACGAGAUAGCGGAGCUGUCGACGAAUCCGUUAGUUAACGCCUGGUAUGCGGGUCAGGACCCGGUUUUCCCCGUCGAAAUAGCGGAUUUGUGCGAGGGCAUUUACGGGACAGGGGGAGGUGGGUCCUACACGGGCCAAAUGUUGAACGGCAGGGAUGGCGCCACCUAUAACAUGAACGGAAUCCGACGCCGCUUCUUGGUUCAGUGGGUUUGGAACCAUGUUUUGAAUUACUGCACUGGCCCAAAUGCACUCGAUCAGUAACUCUACUUUUUUGUUUUUUCUGCUUUCUAAUUUCUGCUGCCUUCUUUUGCCUAUAAAGAAACUAUUGUUUUGAUUUUUGGCUGUUAAUGUAUGUAUUUAUGUGUUUAUUGAAAUUUUAAACUAGUUCGCCUUUGGUAA
This is a messenger RNA of Salvia miltiorrhiza (redroot sage), 1271 nucleotides long. Its product is annotated as protein EXORDIUM-like 3. The record is from RefSeq and is a predicted model, not a curated record. Bases 39 to 1133 code for a protein of 364 amino acids. The transcript has a single exon. NCBI's taxonomy places the organism in Eukaryota, Viridiplantae, Streptophyta, Magnoliopsida, Lamiales, Lamiaceae.